Anoplophora glabripennis (Asian longhorned beetle) is the source of this 427-nucleotide messenger RNA. RefSeq names its product cuticle protein 16.5-like. Bases 20 to 427 code for a protein of 135 amino acids. The record is from RefSeq and is a predicted model, not a curated record. The transcript has 2 exons. Lineage: Eukaryota; Metazoa; Arthropoda; Insecta; Coleoptera; Cerambycidae.
AAUACAGAACUUAAUCACAAUGAACUCCUUCGCUGUUGUUGCCUUCCUUGCUACCCUUGCUGCCGCCCAUGCUGGACUAAUUGCACCAGCAGCGCAAAUCCUUCAAGGACCCAGCAGCAGGACUACCCUCGUAGGACCCGAAGGAAGCGUGAUUUCCUCUGUAGCUCCAGGUGGCCAAGUCAUCACUGGAUCAUUGCCAGGAGCAGUGGCUUACUCAGCUCCAGUUGUAGCUGCCGCACCAGUAGUAUCCACCUAUGCCGCCCCUGCAGUAUUAGCGUCUCCAGUUGUGUCUGCUUACUCCGCUCCUGUGGUAGCUGGUGGAUUAGUUGGCGAACAAACUGUCAUCGCAGGACCUUCUGGAACUAUCGCUACUGGCAAAACCUUAGCAGCUCCUGCUGUAGCUGCUUAUGCUGCUCCUUUGUGGUAG